UGGUCCGACAGGCAUGACGGCGAACAGAAACUGGGUCAUCGAUUGAAAACCGUUUAUGUCACAGUUUUCUGUGUUGCUAUCAGACAUUACCAGCGAGUUCAAUGGAUAGACGGACCCUAUCGCCGAUGUUACCAGCUGUUUGGGAAACCCUCCUGAACCUGGACACCACACCCCUGCCUUCAAAGGUGGCUCUUUGUCUGCUGACGGGCGGGAGCGCUUUCCUUCAUCAAUUUGUUUGCGCACACAAGAGGCAGACAGGUCGGGGCAGCUGUUUAAGGAUCGCAUCAUAUUAAGGCAAAGCACAUCAAAGCGGAUGAAACUAGGUCAGACUGAAGCAAAGCAGACCCGGAGCGGACCAGACUGAUCCAGACGGCACCAGGCACGUCCAAGAGGCCUGUUCAAGUUUCCUUUCCAGUUAAGGGCUCAAGAGUGGAUGGAAGGAGAUGAUUUUAAUACAGAGGCUGUGAUGAACAUCUGUGAUGACCUGAUGGCAGACCAGCGGAUGGACAUAUCGUCUACAAUGACUGACUUCAUGUCCCCCAGUUCCACUGACCUCAUCUCCAGCUCCAUCAGCACACCUGGCAUGGAUUACAACCGCAAGAGGAAAGGAAGUACCUCAGACUACCAAAUUGAUGGCUUCUCAUUUGAUGACAUGGAUCCGGAUAAGGAUAAACUGGGCAGUGACCACCAGGGCAGGAUUAAGAAUGCCAGAGAGGCUCACAGUCAGAUUGAGAAACGUCGGAGGGACAAGAUGAACAGCUUUAUCGACGAGCUGGCGUCCCUCGUUCCCACCUGUAACGCAAUGUCCCGCAAACUGGAUAAGCUAACGGUGCUGCGUAUGGCAGUCCAGCACAUGAAGACACUCAGAGGUGCAGCUAACCCAUACACUGAGGCCAACUACAAGCCUUCCUUUCUCUCAGACGAUGAACUGAAGCAUCUGAUACUAAGGGCUGCUGACGGUUUCCUCUUUGUGGUCGGCUGCGAUCGCGGCAAAAUCCUUUUUGUUUCCGAAUCUGUAUACAAGAUACUGAACUACAGCCAGAAUGACCUAAUAGGUCAGAGUUUGUUCGACUACCUUCACCCCAAGGACAUCGCCAAAGUCAAAGAACAGCUGUCGUCUUCAGAUACAGCCCCAAGAGAGAGACUUAUUGACGCUAAAACCGGUCUUCCCGUGAAGACGGACAUCACUCCUGGUCCCUCUCGGCUCUGUUCUGGAGCCAGGCGGUCGUUUUUCUGCAGGAUGAAGUGCAACAGGCCUUCUGUCAAAGUAGAAGAUAAAGACUUUCCCUCCACCUGCUCCAAAAAGAAAGCUGACCGGAAGAGCUUCUGCACCAUCCACAGCACAGGGUAUCUAAAGAGCUGGCCCCCCACCAAGAUGGGGCUGGACGAAGACAACGAGCCGGACAACGAGGGCUGCAACCUGAGCUGCCUGGUGGCCAUCGGCCGCCUACAUCCCCACAUCGUCGCCCAGCCCAGCCCGGCAGACAUCAGGGUGAAGCCCACAGAGUACGUCUCCCGACACGCCAUCGACGGCAAGUUUGUCUUCGUCGACCAGAGAGCAACAGCUAUCCUCACCUACCUUCCCCAAGAGCUGCUUGGAACCUCCUUCUAUGAGUAUUUCCACCAGGAUGACAUCAGCCACCUAGCAGAAUGUCACAGACAAGUCCUGCAGAUGAGAGAAAAGAUCAACACCAACUGUUACAAAUUCAAAAUCAAAGAUGGCUCCUUUAUAACGUUGAGGAGCAGAUGGUUCAGCUUUAUGAACCCUUGGACCAAGGAGGUGGAGUACAUCGUCUCUACGAACACCGUCGUAUCGUGUCACAUAAUGGAAGGAUCAGAUUACCCUCAGUCUGCUGCUUCCCCACAGAGUAUGGACAGCGUUCUGACCUCAGAGGGCGGCGGGAGACGAGCUCUGCAAACUGUCCCUGGCAUCCCUGGUGGCACUAGAGCGGGAGCGGGGAAGAUCGGCCGCAUGAUAGCGGAGGAAGUGAUGGAGAUUCAGAGGAUUCGAGGCUCCUCCCCCUCCAGCUGUGGUUCCAGCCCUCUGAACAUAACCAGCACCCCUCCACCGGACACCUGCUCACCAGGGGGCAAGAAGAUUCAGAACGGUGGGACACCGGAGCUGCCGAGCUCGGGGAUCCUUCCUGGACCCGAUUCUGUGGGCUACCCGUACUCCAACCAAUCCAUCAUGAGUGAUAACUCCCACCUGGGCAUAGACAUUAUGGACGAGCCGGGUUCCAGCAGCCCCAGCAACGAUGAAGCCGCCAUGGCGGUCAUCAUGUCUCUGUUAGAGGCCGACGCCGGGCUGGGCGGCCCCGUCGACUUCAGUGACCUGCCCUGGCCUUUGUGAGGCAUCUGGAAGGGAAGAUCUGGAGCCACUGAUGGAGAGAGUUUGGUCAUCCUGUUUUAUUUUUAUUUUUUUGUUUUUAUUUUUUCCUUGGAUCUCAAGUUUUUUUUUUUUUUUUUUUUUGCAAUCUGUGCACAACUACACUGAAAAAAAUGGCGUCUUGAAAAGAGUAUUUUGAGUUUGUAAAUACUGAAGAUUUUUUUAUUCCCAGGAAAGACGUAUCCGCUUUAGACUUCCACUCUCCUACUCUUUGAUUCAUCAUUCCUUGUAGGUGGGCCUGGUUCUCAUGGAGACAAACUAUGUGGUGUUGAUAGCUCCUGCACCAAAUGACGCUUCAUUUUUCCAGUGUCGGUUGCCAGCAGAUCGAGCGCCUCGUCACGCCGUGAGCGACGGCCUCUCAGACCGCGGCCUCGGAAGCAAACGUUACAGAAAUGUGGUGCUAACAUGUACAUGUUGCUUCACUGACUCCUGUCCAGCAGUGGCUCUGGGACCCCCCCUCCCCCACCUAGCAA
This is a messenger RNA of Cyprinodon tularosa, 2859 nucleotides long. RefSeq names its product aryl hydrocarbon receptor nuclear translocator-like 1a (gene bmal1a). The coding region runs from base 434 to 2350 and encodes 638 amino acids. Gene Ontology annotation, biological process: circadian rhythm; regulation of transcription by RNA polymerase II. Gene Ontology annotation, cellular component: nucleus; aryl hydrocarbon receptor complex; transcription regulator complex. Gene Ontology annotation, molecular function: protein dimerization activity; DNA-binding transcription factor activity, RNA polymerase II-specific; RNA polymerase II cis-regulatory region sequence-specific DNA binding. NCBI's taxonomy places the organism in Eukaryota, Metazoa, Chordata, Actinopteri, Cyprinodontiformes, Cyprinodontidae. The record is from RefSeq and is a predicted model, not a curated record. The transcript has 21 exons.